CGUUUACCUCCUGAUCUGGCUGAGCCCAAACUGAAGGAAGAUGGAACGGUGAAGCAACGCUUCCCAAUGCUGGAGGUUCUUCAGUUAGACGACAACAAACUAUCCAGAGCCGAAGAUUUUGCCAGUCUGGCGACUCUUCCAAAGUUGCGCGUUCUGAAUGUGGCACACAAUCUCUUCCAAGGAAUACCUCUCCUAAGGUCUGCAACAUCCAUACGAGUGAGAAAACAAAGUUCACCGGAACGAUCGAUAGCUGUAGACAAAAAGGAUGCAGUGUUGAUGAGUGGCGCGCAAAGAAAACACAUCGAGCAAAACUCGGACUAUUCAUCAGCUGACCAAUCGGUUAUUGACUUACGCGGACCGACACGUCCACCAAUCAGUCUGUUUGCCUUACAGCCUUCGAUGCGGAAGCCUAUGGAUCAAAUACUCUUUAAUGCCGCUUCAGAACCCGUUGAAAAUCCAAAAGACCGUCUAGUGAUGGUGGCUGUAGAUUCGAAACAACAACAAAAGACUUUGAUUAAACAGCGCAGUCCCCUGGCCCCACGAGUUCGCAUAGUGGACGAAUUUAUUGGUCAUGCAGAUGUCCAACGCGUAUUCCGUAUACGCGAACGCUUGCUGGCUCAGCUGGGAGGAACUGUUUCACGGUUGGGGAAUCCUCGGAUAAUGGUGAAUCCUGUCUCCCCUAUCACUGGCAAAGGAGCGUCACAUUGGUACCGGACGGGUACCAAAUGGGUCGACGGAUCCAGGAAGAACCAGACGCCGUCCAAGACUUCACCAAAUUCUUCAACGAAGUCGGACAAUCCUCUUUGUAUGCCACCUUUUCCAGCACUUCAAUGCGUAGAUUUAUCUAACAACCAGAUUGCCUUCGAGGAGCGUCUUCUACCGGUGGCCACAUGGCUUGAACUCCGAGAACUGGUGCUAUUCAAUAAUCCUGUGGUGACCAGUCACACUGGAACACCACCUUUGUUGAGAAAGCUGCUGGUACAACGUCUGAAAAUUAAGCUGCACUGCACAGCCGAGAGUUCAAAUGACAGUGAUCCGACUGCAGUCAAAGAUGCUCACUCACUCAAUUCCGACGCUUCCUCGACCCCCAAAAGACCACCCGUCCUGUUGACCAAAGUUUCUGGACCGCACAGUACGAUGUCUUGUAAGCAAGGAUUGAGUGCGGUACAAAAAGGGAUAAGGCGAGAAAGCCAAACAAAGCGUCCCACGGUCAUUCAAGUCUCUGCGCCAAUGAGGUCCGAACCAAGUAAUCAAAGUUUGAAAGUGGUGCAGUGUGCUUUCAAACGAAUUGCCCAACAGUCCGUAACAACCCCUGAGUUGCAGCCAGACAGAAAAGCGCUCGAAAGUCCUGCCCUCAGCUCUGACACUCUGCGCUCCGAAAUCCAACUCCACCGGGGACACCUGCAGAAGGACAUCGUAGUCCCCCAUUCAACCUCUCCAUCCUCACAACGUUCUACAAAUGAGUCUCUUGGCGGCUGGGGUGACUCCGACAGUGUGACAGGUGAUCAACCCGGUCCUUCCAGAGCACAGCCAACCGAUUUCGUGGAUGACCAUCAGGAGCAUACCUGUAUUCAAAAACCUACUCCAGCCUUGGGAUCCAUUAUACCAGAACAGACAGAAUCAGACUCCAUUUUCCCCUAUCCAGGUCCGAUUCUCCCUGGAUUACCCUGGUUGGUAGAAGAGAAAAACCUACCCGAGUGUAAGUUGCCAAGCAUUCAGGUUUGUCUGGGUGAGCUCCGACAUUUGAAACAACGGCAGCCAAACCUCUGUCCGUCCAUUGGCGCAUCCGUCACAGAAUCGAUUAGACAUGACGCUGGAACGAAGAGCAUGCUGAAAGUAGCACAAUCUGUAUUGAGACCACCAAACGAAAAUUUGGCCAUGGAAAAGAAUGAGAAGCAGUUAGACCCUGAUUUGCGAGAAAAAAUCAUCCUUACAGGCACACUGCGAGCUCAUCCGCAAACGGUCUUGCCCUCUGCUUCAAGUUCCGCGACCGAACUCAAACCACUGAACUCCGUGGCUGUACGAAGCUCUCCACCGAAUGCCAUCAACACGACAAUCGAUCGAAGGGACACUAGAAAAUUGAACAGAAACAUUCGUGUUCUGGAUGAAGUCAAGAAGAUGGGUUGAUAUCGACCAACAGAGUUUUCACUGCCAAUCGUCAUGAGCUCUGACAACGUGGUAAACAGUCAUCAGUGGCAUUUCUGCAGCAAUCGAUUCGUUUGGACAUGCCCUCACGAAAACUUAUUUACCAGUCCCG
Messenger RNA from Opisthorchis viverrini, 2257 nucleotides. RefSeq lists its product as hypothetical. Gene Ontology annotation, cellular component: nucleus. The record is from RefSeq and is a predicted model, not a curated record. The transcript has 11 exons. The coding region runs from base 67 to 2127 and encodes 686 amino acids. NCBI's taxonomy places the organism in Eukaryota, Metazoa, Platyhelminthes, Trematoda, Opisthorchiida, Opisthorchiidae.